This is a messenger RNA of Lethenteron reissneri (Far Eastern brook lamprey), 9786 nucleotides long. Its product is annotated as sodium/calcium exchanger 1-like. The record is from RefSeq and is a predicted model, not a curated record. Gene Ontology annotation, biological process: sodium ion transmembrane transport; calcium ion import across plasma membrane; cell communication. Gene Ontology annotation, cellular component: axon; sarcolemma; postsynapse. Gene Ontology annotation, molecular function: calcium:sodium antiporter activity. NCBI's taxonomy places the organism in Eukaryota, Metazoa, Chordata, Hyperoartia, Petromyzontiformes, Petromyzontidae.
CAUCUACUCCGGCUCGCCUCCGCGGCUCCAUCUCCCGAGCAGAACUCGCGACGCCGGGCGGGGCGCAGUGGAUCGGGGGGAAUCUGAGAGCGCGGAGCGGAGCGCGGGUGGUGGAAGCGGCGAGUUGCGAGCUCUCGGAUUGAAUCGCCGGCGGCGGUGGCGGCGAUGGCCAACGAGAUCACAGCGGAGCGCCGGGCUCAUAGAAUAAUGCAGCACGACCGCGCCUGAUCCGUGCGCGACCCACCCACCCCACCUACUCCCCUCGGCUGGCUCUGUCCGGGCUCCUCCGCAUAACCGACCGCCACGUACCCGGGGUCCGCUCGCUCCUCGCAUCGCCUGCCUCUCCUCCUCCUUCUUCCUCGUUUGUCUCGCCGUGUCAUCGUCUACCGCUCCUUUGCCGGACCCUUUUCUGCUCGCCAGCAUCGCCCAUCCGGUGGCUGCCAGGACUCGGCUCAAAGAGGCCUCGGGAUCUCAAGGCGUCCCUUCGCCGUGGGCGUGCGCCCUCCGCCCCCCCCCCCCCCCCCCCCCCCGAGGAUCCACGAUGGGCGUCUGGCGGCUGCCCCCGCUGCGCUGCCCGUGGCUGCCCCUCGCGGUGGCGGCCGCGGUGCUGCUGGUGCAGGACGCCAGCGCCGAGGUCGACGCGUCGACGGGGGGGAACAAGUCGAGGGUGUGCAACGGCACAAUGGAGUGCAGGAAGGGCCUGCUGCUGCCCGUGUGGUUGCCCAGCAAUCCGUCGACCGGUGACAAGAUCGCGAGGGCGGUGGUAUACUUCGUCGGGAUGAUCUACAUGUUCCUGGGCGUGUCCAUCAUCGCCGACCGCUUCAUGUCGUCCAUCGAGGUGAUCACGUCGCAGGAGAAGGAGAUCACCAUCAAGAAGCCGAGCGGCGAGACCAUCACUACGACGGUGCGCAUCUGGAACGAGACGGUGUCGAACCUGACCCUCAUGGCGCUGGGCUCGUCGGCGCCUGAGAUCCUGCUUUCCGUCAUCGAGGUGUGUGGGCACCAGUUCAAGGCGGGCGAACUGGGGCCCAGCACCAUCGUGGGCAGCGCGGCCUUCAACAUGUUCGUCAUCAUCGCCAUCUGCGUGUACGUGGUGCCCGACGGCGAGACGCGCAAGAUCAAGCACCUGCGCGUGUUCUUCGUGACGGCCACGUGGAGCAUCUUCGCGUACAUCUGGCUCUACCUGAUCCUGGCCGUGAUCACUCCGGGCAUCGUGGACAUCUGGGAGGGCCUCGUCACGCUCAUGUUCUUCCCGAUCUGCGUGGUGUUCGCCUGGGUGGCCGACCGGCGGCUGCUCUUCUACAAGUAUAUGUACAAGAAGUAUCGCAACAAGCGCGGCCUCAUCAUCGAGUCGGAGGGCGACCGCGUCAAGAGCUCCAUCGAGAUGGACGGCAAGAUCCUGAACUCGCACGGCGACGUGGCGGCCAUCGACAGCUCGCUGUCGGCGCUGGACGAGCGCGACGUGGAGGAGAGCCGCAAGGAGAUGAUCCAGAUCCUCAAGGAGCUCAAGCGCAAGCACCCGGACAAGGACAUGGAGCACCUGACGGAGAUGGCCAACUACCAGCUGCUGAGCCAGCAGCAGAAGAGCCGCGCCUUCUACCGCAUCCAGGCGACGCGCAUGAUGACGGGCGCCGGCAACAUCCUGAAGAAGCACGCGGCCGACCAGGCGCGCAAGGCGGCGAGCGUGCAGGAGGUGCGCAUCGACGCGGGCGACGGCGCGGGCGGCGGCGGCGACCUGCGCUGCCGCGUCUACUUCGAGCCGAGCUCCUACAAGUGCCUGGAGAACUGCGGCACAUGCGCGGUGACCGUGCAGCGCAGGGGCGGGGACCCGAGCGCGACGCUCUACGUGGACUACCGCACCGAGGACGGCUCGGCCAACGCGGGCUCCGACUACGAGUUCCAGGAGGGCACGGUGGUGUUCAAGCCGGGCGAGAUGGAGAAGGACAUCGCCAUCGGCAUCAUCGACGACGACAUCUUCGAGGAGGACGAGCACUUCUACGUGCGACUGAGCAACGUGCGCACUGCCAGCGAGGACGGCGGCGCCGGCGUCGGAGGCGCCAGCGGCGGUGGAAAGUUCGAGGCCAACCACAACAAUGCGGCGCCCAGGGCAUUGCUGUCCGAGCCGUCGGUUGCCACCGUGAUCAUCCUGGACGACGACCACGCCGGCGUGUUCCUCUUCGAGGAGUCGGUGACGCACGUGAGCGAGAGCGUGGGCAUCAUGGAGGUGCGGGUGGCGCGCAGCUCGGGCUCGCGCGGCACCGUCGUGGUGCCAUUCCGCACCGUCGAGGGCCUGGCCAAGGGCGGCGGGGAGGACUACGAGGACGCGAUCGGAGAGCUGCUGUUCCAGAACGACGAGAUCACGAAGACGAUCGAGAUCCGGGUCAUCGACGACGAGGAGUACGAGAAGAACAAGAACUUCUUCCUGGAGCUGGGCGAGCCACGCCUCAUGGACAUGAGCGAGAGGAAAGCCCUCCUGCUGCGCGAGCAAGACGGCCCCGAGGGCCUGCUGCUCACCAAAGAGGAGGAGGAGGCGCGGAGGAUUGCGGCGCUGGGGAAACCCAUGCUGGGGGAGCCGCACCGCCUCGAGGUCGUCAUCGAGGAGUCCUACGAGUUUAAGAGCACGGUGGACAAGCUGAUCAAGAAGACAAACUUGGCUCUGGUGGUGGGCACCAACUCGUGGCGGGAGCAGUUUGUAGAGGCCAUCACCGUCAGCGCAGGUGACGACGACGACGAGGAGGGGGCGGAGGAGCGCAUGCCUUCUUGCUGCGACUACAUCAUGCACUUCCUCACGGUCUUCUGGAAGGUGCUGUUCGCGUGCGUGCCGCCCACCGAGUACAUGAACGGCUGGGCCUGCUUCAUCGUCUCCAUCUGCGUCAUCGGCAUCCUCACCGCCGUCAUCGGUGACCUCGCCUCGCACUUUGGCUGCACCGUGGGGCUCAAGGACUCGGUGACCGCGGUCGUUUUUGUGGCGCUCGGCACCUCCGUGCCUGACACGUUCGCCAGCAAGGUGGCGGCCAUCCAGGACCAGUACGCAGACGCUUCGAUCGGCAACGUGACGGGCAGCAACGGCGUCAACGUGUUCCUGGGCAUCGGUCUGGCGUGGUCCGUGGCGGCCAUCUACUGGUGGACGCAGGGCGAGAAGUUCCGCGUCGAAGCGGGCACGCUCGCCUUCUCCGUCACGCUCUUCACCAUCUUUGCCUUCAUCACCGUCGCCGUGCUCAUGUACCGGCGCCAGCCCAGCAUCGGCGGGGAGCUGGGGGGCCCGCGUGGCUCCAAGCUGCUCACCAGCCUGCUCUUCUUCUCGCUGUGGCUCAUCUAUAUCAUCAUCUCGGGCCUCGAGGCCUACUGCCACAUCUCCGUCGUUUGAACAAAGCGGCGGCGGCGGCAGCGAAAAGUGAAACCGGCCCUUCUGACGACAGUAUUCCCCAUCACGACGCAACAGGGCUCUGACGAUCUGACGCCGGCGAGAGGCUUUUUACACGCAGGGACGCUCUACCAGGCUGCGACCGCUCGCAUGAACAGAGGGUGAAAAUGCGGACGAUGAGUUAACGGCUCGACGCUGAAACCACCGUCCGCAGCUGCAUGAACGACUGGACUGGAGCGUCCGAUGGAAGUGGCGGCCCCUGCGUGCGGGGGUUCCGGCGCCUUCCCGUCCGUCGCCCCCCUCGCGCCCAUCUGCAUGAGUAGCGCGUAUUGUUUUACGGGCAACCGACUCUUUUUCUAUGUUUUAUAUUUUUCUGAGUGCGGAGGUGGAGGGUGGGGAGGGUGAGGGGCGGGGUGGGGGGGGAGACGUGUUGGGGGUAAUAUAGGUGGCUCUGAAUGCUCGUCUCGUGUGUCCCGUAUGCUGCUGAAUUUCCAUCGUUUUACCCGAAACGGUUCUUGUAUAUUUUGAUUAAGGAAAAAGAAGAAAAAAAGGAAACACUGUAGAGGCAUUUAGUCAGUAAAUUAUUGCGAGUUCGAGAAGGCACCUGCAUGAAGACGCGGCAUGCCGUUAUGUAUUUAGCGCUGUCUCCCCGCGCGGCGUUCCUUCGCAUCUCGUUUUAAACACAAGCCUCGUCAAAGUCCAUCCCCGUUGCACUCCCACGUCCGAAUCUGACCGAUGUUCGCGUGUGACAAGGAUGUUGGCUGGGGGAUUGGGGGGGAGGCGGGGGGCACACUCCUCUUUAUUCGGCCCGGCCACCAGCCCCCCUUCUCAACUCUCAAUGGUUCCCACCUCCAUGCGUUGCCGUUUCAAAUAGUGAGACGUAGCAAAGUUUGCAGGCCAUGUAACUGCCCCAGGGCUCAUAGGCUGGAGGGGCCCAAUUGCAGGGCUACAAACAUGGGGGGUAAAUUGGACUAGGUGGGUGGGGGGUGGGGGAGGAAGGGGGGAAGGGGGCGUUUAAUUCCUGAGCCCAUGCCACCAGGGAUUUAAAAUGCAUUUAUUUAUUUAACUACCCCUCUUCCGCCUCCCAGAAACCUGCUCCCCACACGUAGACCUCCCGAGGCUCGCACCCACGCAAGAGGAGGCUUUGUAGGGCGGGCUUCGUGCAUCGGGCACUUGACUACGCCAACGCCCAGCCGCGGGGGGGGGGGGGGGGAGCGGGUGGUGGCGAGAUGAGGCAGAGAGUCCAGUUCCCUGCAACGCGAGAGACAUAGUCGUGUCACGGCGUCUUGCAGCCAUGGAGCAAAUGUGUGGGAUGCAUCUCUACGAGGACUUUGUGUUUUAGCGCCCAGGCGGUCUGUUUGGAGGCCACGCGGAGACGGACCGUAGGUGACAGACGGGUUGCCAGGACAGAGAUCAUACGCGGCGUGCAUCGACCGAGAUGGCGGCACUUCAGAUGAAGAGAAGUGUUGGACAGAUGUGCGCUUUUAAUUGACACUGACAGGAAGAGGAGCACGUGGAUCGAAGAAUAUAUUAUGAAAUAGAGGCAUGAUAUUGACCGCUGAGGCGAGUAAGUGGGCUGGGGCUGGAUGCUUCACGAGAAGGGAUGAUGGGCGAUGGAUGAGACCCGUGUUUGAAUUACAGCCAAAGGAGAGAACGCACCACGCAGUGCUGGUGUCAAAAUGUUUGGGACAAAGUUAGGACCGAGCAGAUGGGAUAAAACAAGUAAAGCUAUUACUAAAGCAAAGUUUCACGAGUUUUGAAAAGUGGGCUUAAAGUCAAGGUGUUUUAGUUGAAAGUGGACCUACAUGCAAAGAAAGAUUACAAAAAAAAUAAAAAAAUAAAUUCCGGGAGGAGAGAACAUUCAUUCGCGAUGGGGAAAAAAUGUGGACAGGGCCACAAAAUGUUCCGACUUGGCAAUUCCACCACGGCAGAGAGUCGUCCUCGAUGCUCCGUCCCUGUGCGGACUCGUACAGUGGGCGAGACGAAGCGCCUGGCGCAGACACGAGGACGCCGACCCGUCCGUCCCGUUCCGUACCUCGCGCCAUGUCUCGUCGAGCGGCCCUUCCCCGGGAUGCCGCAGUACGGGAACUGCGCAUUCCACACACGGCAGAUUCAAGUCCGCCGCCACCCCUAUUCGUGGGUAGAGCCUCAGUGGUGGGAAGGGUCAGCAGGUGGACAUUCACCGGUGGUGGAACGUUGAGCCGCUGCGUCAUUGGCCCGAGCACUGAAUUACAUUUCUCAUCUACCACUUCAGGCCAGGGCUUAAUUUCUCACCGUAUAUUUUCCGGGUCGCUGGUAGACCAGGAAGAUGGCAUAUAUAUAUAUAUAUACUGGACGUGGUGUGCCGGAUGCAGAAAUAAUGAUCCAGGUUGCCGACCUGACCCGGACAGACCCGGCUACAAUUAAGCCCUGCAUGCAAGCGGUGUACACCUCUUGUUUUACCACAGCUUCAAAUCACCUGCUUAUUAGAUUUUUUUCCCUCGUUUUAAUUUUAGUUGGGAUUCCCCCCCCCCCCCCCCCCCAUUAAGUGCGGACGUUCCACAGACUAUUACGUGCGACGCGAACAAGGCCCGCUUACCACGCCAGCCGUGUAAGACCGACCAGCGGACGCCGGCGGUCAACGUGCGAUUAAAGAAGUUUUGGGGGGAUCAGCGCAGAUUCCCAGAUCCAAGAGUUCAGACGUCCACGAUCGCUGCGGGAGCGGAGUGGCUCCGCGGAGCGCGACGAGCAAACGUCGUCUGCACCUUGUGCCACCGCUCCGCCGUGCGAGGCUCGCGCGCUCUCGCGCACCGCCAACGGCAGCUCACUCACUCGCCAACUCGUUCGUUCAGAGGCAGUCCACCAAACGCGAGUCAGUUUAAACUUUGUGCAUUAUUUACACAUUGUCGUGAGCAUGAACAAUUCCCAUACGUGUGAGCGCGAGAGCCACCCUAAGAGACCAAUCCUCGUCACGUCCCGUAGGAAUGCACCAUGCAUGUGCGGGUCGACCCGUGUGGUGCUGGCGUGCGUGCGUGUGGGUCCGUGAGGACUGCAGUCCACUCGGCUGUGUGAUAUAAAAGCCAUGGGAGGGGGGCAUGUGCGUUACACGUGGGAGUGUGGGCGUUGGAAAUCAUUUUUCUCAGGGAUGUUACUUUAUUUAUGUUGUUGUUGCUGUUGUUGUGGCCACCACCGUUAUUGUUGUUGUUGUUGAUGUCUCUCGAGGUCUCUGCCAGCUCCCCCCCCCCAUCUCGUCCCGUUUGAUCCAUCGCGUCCCCACAUCCAUCGUCAGUGUCACUCGGGUCUGCGCGGGAGGGGGGGUGGGUGGGUUGGGGGGAGAAAAACAUGUAUUAAAUUAAUGAAUUAGAAAUAUAUAUUCAGUAUAUAUAAACAUACGUAUAUAUAUAUAUAAUAACAGAUACAUGUAUAUACGUACAUACCUAUAAAUACACGCGCACGUCUGAGCGUGGCCGCAGGACAACUACGACUGUCGCUGUGUGCGUGUGUUGGGGGUCGUGGGGGGCGGUCGUCGUCGUGGAUUUGACCCCCGACCCCAGACCCCCUUCCCGCCGCCGCCCCCCAGUGCGUGUCGAUACCUGGGACCGCGCGAGCGUUUGUCCUGUCUCUCGUCCGAGUGGAAAGCGUUGUCGUUUUUAAAAUAAUAACAAGAACUUUGAACGCAAAUCCCUCGACACAGCGGCGCCGCGGAACAGGGGAACGGCCUGCGUCCGGCGGCGAAGAAGCAUGUCUACCGAGGCGACCGAGUUUUCACUUUGUAUCGGAGCAUUUCCUGGGAGUCCACGUGUAUUAUUAUUAUUCUCUUAUUGACUGUUGUUGUUGUCGAAUUGUGUGAAAAUAAGCUCCUGGUUGCACAGACUGUAUUUAUUGGGUGUGUGAAUCUGUCACUGCUCGGCUUCCCAGGGUCAUUUGUCAGGGUGUGGAUUUUAAGGCAUUGCAGCUCUUCUUGACUCCCCCUGGAGCCGGGGUCCCCCGUUUGCCGCAGUAUUUCCCCUCGCUGGGUGUUUCCAACGAGGAGCAGGAUGAGGUGCACCACUGGUCAAGCGAGCGUUGAGUGAUUUAUCGAAAGAAUGGGAGCUUCCGCCCAGCGGUGUAGUGGUCGGCCACAACCGGACUUGCAAUUCAGAGGACAUAGGGUCGAAACAAUGGUGCAAGUUUCUAAAUCCACCACUCCCCCUCCAAACUCCUCUCCGCCUCUGCCCACCCAGCAGUAUAAAAGUGUUUCCCCACAGUUAGUCGAUCAGCCGGUCACGUGUGAUUUUCAUGGCUCUAUAUAUGUUAAAAACUAUAUACAGUGUGUUUUUGCUAAAACAUGGGCCCAGUUUCAAAGCAGUAUAUUUCACGAUGGCAACAUGUUACAAUUACACAGAAAGUUACAAACGGUUUAAUGAGUUAUCAAGGUUUACGAACCAUUUUAUAAAUGCUCUAUGUGACCGCCACCUGCUGUACGGACAACAUCGAGACGAUAGUUGAAUUCGUCCCAAACGCCUCUCAAAGUGUCUUCUUCCACUGAAGUCCCCGCUGCCGUGAUUCUGUUUUUGAGGUCAUCCAGAUUAGUGUCGGUACCAACGAGGAAUGCUCUUUGACAUUGGCAGAUCAAUGCCACAACGCCGGUGAAACACGCGCUGCACCGCAAUUACGGAUUCAGUCUUGCUGAACUUCAGAACGCAAAACGCCUUGUGUUGCGGGGUCGCCAUCUUGCGAAUGACUGAGGCUAGGGGCUGUUUGUGCGCUGGGAGAGGCAUCGAGCGGUGAUCAUUUGAAACUAUAUGCCCCGCCCUCUCUAUGCCCCGCCCUUUCAAGUGGUAAGAGUUUCAUUCAUGGGCGGUUCGUGGUUGCAGAGAAAUAGCGAUUUCAAAUCGGGUCCAUCUUUUUCAAACACCCUGUAUAUUCAAUGUAUUAAGGAUGUAUAAAUAUUUGUCUUGAUAUUGAGUGCGUUUUUUUCAAUUCAAGGUCCUGUCAAUAUGUUGUUCCGUCUGAUCGAUUUAGAUCCCCAAAGCCCUUUCUACACAGGCAAACUUCGCUUGUCGAUGCAAACGAGCCUACUCGGAACCCUAUCGAGUAACCUUUGCACUGCCGAUCGGCUUGCCCUGCCACGAUGUCAGUACCACGGUUGCCCAGAGGUUCCUGGAGGCCGGGUUAGAUGCCACAUGGGCGGGGGGGGGGGGGGCCUUAUUCCUUAGCAACAAAAGAAACAGGUCCCUUUUGGGGGUCCUGUUAAGUGGGCGAAUUACCCCCCCCCCACCCCCCUUCUUUCCCCUUCCCAACAGCGCUCCCCUCCGUAAACUCUGGGCGGCCCUCAUCGAGACUGAUUUCACAAGGCACCUAACAACGGCACCAGGGUGGAGUCGUCGGUCGCGUUGGGUUACAAUGCACGCGUGCCAUCUGCUCUCAGAUCACCCCCCCACUGCGUGGCACACUCGGUCUGCGACCGAGAACCCAGAUCUGCAGAAGGCACCAAACGAAGCAGAAACAAACAGAAAUUUCACCUUUUUUUGUACAGCGGAUUUGGAGGAAGAGGAGGAGGGAAGUAUUUAAAUCGACCGUGUGACAGGAAACGUUCAGAGUCUUCUGUUGGGCAAGCGGUUUUGAUCAGUGAAAAAAACCGCGACCACUCCAUUCAAUUACGUUCGCUCCCACGAGUCACGGUCCACACUUAGGGUUGUUUAAGGGCCACCGGUGAACCGGUAACCGUUUUCAUAAUCGGUCACCGGUUCCGGAAGGUCAUGAACCGCUAACCGUUGUCAUUGGAAUGUGGGUAAUGAAUGCACCGAUUUGGCACACGUGUGCGUACAAACAGCACCGCAGCCUAAGUCACCGCCUGGUGCAUUCGCCCUUCGUUUCUCCAGUUUUCAAGGUAAAGGUGCAGCCCCUGAAAUUGCUUUCUUCUGGCAAGAGGCUAUUUGGUCUACGACUCUACUCUCAACCGGUUGUCUUGGAAGAGAUGGCCGUACCCCCACACUUUACCCCACCGCACAUCCACUGCGGCGAACCCGUUUCUACUGCUGGAUGACGGGAGGUGGGCGGGUGGGUGGAGAUUUGAGAAACCCUGCACCAAUGGUUCGACUGCCGCGCCGAGAGAUAGAUUCGAACCGGCGACUUCUGGAUGGCAACUUCCAAUGUGCUGCUACCGACCGUUACAUCGCUAAAUGCACGGCAAAAUCGGUAACCGGUUUUAACCGGUUUUAACCGGUUUCUACCCCCCCCCCCUCCUCACAUGCGGUUACCGGUUAUGCAACAAAACAAAUUUUAACAACCCUAUUUUAAACCGAGCCCAGCGGUGCCACUCGCUGAUUUCUGUGCCACCAACUUAUUGGUAUAACUCUUAAGCAUAUGAGUACAAAUAUCGGUGGUCUCGCCGAAUUGAACAAUGGGAAGGCUGUGGUGAGUGGGGAAGGCUGUGGUGGGUGGGGAAGGCUGUGGUGGGU